AUGUACAAAUUUUCACACGAUGUCUCUUUCUCCCAGGAAAUAAACUACGACUCUCCCCGUGGUGGCGUAUCCGUGAUCACGGAAAAGGGGGAAACCACCACAUCACAUUUGCUGGUGCAGAGGGCCAAAGCACCGGACUCAGGCCGGUAUACUUGUGCACCGGCCAAUGCUAACCCAAGAUCUGUACUCGUCCAUGUGCUGAGCGGUGAGCACCCAGCAGCAAUGCAACACGGAGGUCAACUGCGCCUCCAGUAUCCACUUUCCGCAGCACUUCUAAGUGUUAUCGUUACACUCACGGGCUGCUAG
This is a messenger RNA of Arctia plantaginis, 306 nucleotides long. Lineage: Eukaryota; Metazoa; Arthropoda; Insecta; Lepidoptera; Erebidae. The record is from the annotation of a GenBank genome assembly.